Caenorhabditis auriculariae is the source of this 3179-nucleotide messenger RNA. NCBI's taxonomy places the organism in Eukaryota, Metazoa, Nematoda, Chromadorea, Rhabditida, Rhabditidae. The record is from the annotation of a GenBank genome assembly.
AUGGGGACUUGCCAGUCAGUUUUCGCCACCGUCGAAUCGAAGGAGCAGUACAAGAUUUCAAAGUUGGAAAGUACCACCUGGAGAGUGGAAACUAUGAAUUUCAGGAGAAUAGAUAAGGAGCUGGAGAAAAAGUCAGACGGUCUUUUGCAGAAAAUCCUUCUUUUGGGUCCAGGAGAAAGCGGAAAAAGCACAUGUCUGAAACAGAUGAGGUGUUGAGGUGAAAAGAACAAGCUGGAAAAGGUUCUUACAGACUCAUGAUGCACAUCGGCUUCACAGGACCGGAGCUGGCCGAGAAGAAGGCGCUCAUCUACGUGAACAUCGUCCAAGGCGCCGUCGCUGUCCUCGAUUUCAUGGAGAUGCAAGGCCUCAAGCUGCGCAACGGCUACAUAGACGUAUGAAUCCAGCUAGACGAGAUUGGAAAUUGAUUGAAGGACAAUGAUUUUACAGGAUAAAAGUCUGGUUUUCGCGCACAGAGAGACCACUGGUGAAAACCUCCCCCGCGGGGUUGUGGUGAGUUAUCCGAAAAAUUUACCGAGCCGACGAGUAUAAACUUAUCAAAAAAGUCAUUAAAAAAAAUUCCUUACGGACUCGAGAAAAAAGAGAAUCGAAAAUAUUGUUUCUCUGCUAUUGCAUUCCACAUGAUUAUUAUUUCUCCGUUUUUGGCUAUUUUUUCUCCCUUGCAAAAUAAAGCAGAAAAAGAUAUUCACUCCGUUAUUUUUUUUAAAGUUAAAAUAUUUCUGAUGUUCGAGGUUAUAUGUCAAAACUGAUUCAUACAAAAUCUUAUUACUUAAUUUGAAGAUAAUUAAAGUUCGAGAUGUGCCUUUCUUGUUAAAUAUCCUGAAGAAAGUGAUGAAGAAAUGGAUUGCAGGAAGCCCUGCAAAGACUUUGGACGACGGAACAGUUCCAGAAGGCCUACGAAAGUCGGGGUACCUACCAUGUCCACGACAGCAUAGCCUAGUCAGUUCUAAUAUCCCCAUUGAAACCUUCUUUUCUUGAGCUUUUUCGAAAAUCUCGAGCGUAUUUCCGCGGAUGAUUAUGUUCCCAACAGCACGGAUAUUUUGCACACAAGGGUGAGUUAUCAUGGAUCUACGAGUAGAUAAAUUCAAAUACGGAGAUAAUGAGAAAAAAAAAUGGAAAGAGUUAGAAGAUCUUUUCAGUCUCGAUUGUUUCUGAAAAAUUACACAAACAUAAUUGAGGUACUGGAAAAAAUUUUUUUUAAAGCGAUCUUUUUUGAGGCUUCCGUCAACAGAAACUCGGAGUUCGUUUUUUUUUUUCGUACAUUUGUUUUAUACGCAAACUGUACGAAUUACCUAAAAAUGUUUGGUACAUCCAGACUGUUUAUCAAGAAUUGUUUGAGCAAUUUGUUUUUUUCGAAAUGACAGAGCAAAAAAAAUUAACUUCUGUAUAGGCAAUGUUUCCCGACUUGAAAGGCGAGGGAGGCGGGGCAGAGGGCGAGACGCGUAGCGUGUGCGUUCGCGGUUCUUGGCACGUGUUCAAUUCAACCGCCAUCGACUCUUUGAAAAAGCCCGUUUUUUUCGCUCUUUUUCAUUCCUUUUUCAAUUAUUUAUUGAUUAUGUUCAUGUGUGCAUCAAAAAAAUAGUAGAAAAACAUUGAAAAAAGAGCGGUUGCCGAGUUUUUUUAAAUAGUCGGCGGCAAUUGAAUUGAACUUGUGUCAAGAACCGCGAACGCACACGCUACGCGUCCCGCCCCUUGCCCCGCCUCCCUCGCCUUUCAAGUCGGGAAACAUUGACUAUAUUUGAGGAUGAAAAAAAUCUUAAAUCAAUUUCUUUCAAGUUUGAAAAAAAUUUCUAGACACAAUACAUAUAAAAUCACAAGCUAUGAAAGGUAAAAAAAUUAUUGCUUUUUAUGUUGUGAGUCUACUUCAAAAACUCGAGCGUGCUUAUUCGUUUUUUUAUGAAUUUCAACUUGACGUACUUGGCCAUUCCAGCUGUUUCAUAUGUAUUUCCUUUUCUUGGGGUAACACUUGAUAAGAAAAAAAGUUUGUAAUUCUGAUAUCAAUUUCUGAAAUUUUUGUGAUGAAAUGGAAGUUUUUUUGUUUAAGUAUUUUUAAACUGGUUUGAGUAGCAAGCAUCGGGAUUUGAUAUCACAAAUACUUGUUUUGGUGCUGACAUAUGUGGUCAAAAGAUCCAAGUUUUACCUUUUUCAAAAAUGAACUUUGUUCUGCCAAUUUACUCAUAUCUCAUCACCCGAACAAUAUAAAGUCUAAAAAAAGCUUCCGCAGACUAAUAUACCGUAAUGGUUGAUAAUUUAUAAUAAUUUGUGCGUCAUAAAUACGUCUAGAUAAUUGUUUGACAAAAAUAACUUUGAGAGACGGAUAAAAAACUAAUUCGGUGAUUGAACCCUGAGAAAAUAUUAGGAACUUGCAAGGUUCUUCCCGUUGUGAGGCUAGAAUUGAGAAGACCUCUCUGUGUUGAAAAAUUUCAUUGAGUUUUUGAAGCAAAAAGUAUUUGCAGAUACCGACAACAGGCGUUGUACAAAUCAGCUUCUCACUGAAAGGCAUUCGAUUUGAGUUAGUUUCAACUCCGAGAAUCGAAACUUGAAGAUUCUCAGAGUAUGCGACGUCGGCGGACAACGGUCGGAGCGGAAGAAGUGGAUCCACUGUUUCGAAGGAGUCAACGCGGUUCUCUUCGUCGUCGCCGUCAGCGAAUUCGACCAGGUCGUCCGAGAAGACAAUCAGACGGUUUUCCGAUUCAUCUGCCUUCCUCAAGACUUCUUUUUUGCAGAACCGGAUAGAAGAAGCGCUGAAGCUUUUCUACGAAAUUGUCAACUCUCAAUAUUUCAAAGAGGCCUCCAUGAUUCUUUUUCUGAACAAGAAAGACUUGUUUGCGAAGAAAGUCCAGAGCGUUGAAGUUGCCACGUUUUUUCGCGAUUUCUCAGGUAGACUUCUGGAAUUUGAUUGAAAAGUAGUUUGUGAGCAGGUGAAAACUCCUACGAGAACGCGAUCGAAUACUUUCGGAAAAAGUUCAAACGUUGUAUUUUGUCUAAGACGAGAAAGCCGUGAGUCCUCAUUUUUCCUGGGAAAAAAGCUCAAUGGAUAACUCUGGCAGUUCAGAUACAUACACGAGACAUGCGCCAUAUCGAAUACGGUUCAAAUUGUGAUCAACAGCGUGAUCGACACGAUCAUCCAGGAAAACCUCAAGGACACUGGCAUGAUCUGA